CUCAAGUGUUUCCGUUUUACCGUAUAGAGUAUGGAGCUGUGGAGCCAAACGAACGGUAAAUAAAUCGUUGUGAAUCUGCAUAAGCCUUUGCGGUGGGGUUUCUGCAUCCGAUUCCCUAUUGUACUGUUCCGGUAGUGUGCAAGUGGCUGUGUCUAUGGGAGUAUAAUGAUCUGGCUAGAUUUUUACGCGAUGUUCCUGCAGCUUCUACGGAUUUAGCAACUCACUACUCACCAAUCACUACAGCCGGAAGCCAUCGACGACCUACCAGACUACCAUAAAGUGCGUACUGAUUUGAAUUUUGAAUCAGUUUAAUUAGUGUAUACCAGCGCAGGCUUCUUUAUGUGAACGUGAACCUGAUAUUGGCGGUAAAAACAUUAUGUACGCAUCACCGCUAUACUAUCGCCAGUUUCACUCCAACGCCCGCGAAGUGAACUUCGGGAACACGGUGCUGGUGCAGCGCGACAACGACCAGUGGUGGUUGGGCUACGUGCAGGACAUUGACGGCGACCGCUUCCUUGUCGACUUCGAUUCACCGACCGUCCGCCCCGAAUGGAUCCUCACCCGUCACAUCUGGCCACACAAUUUCCUGCGUCAAUGGGGGCCUCAAAACCGUGGCAGCUCUAUCCAGGUGGCUCUGCGGGAUACCCAGGGUGGACCAAUGGUAUUUCGCCCAGCGACCAUUACUCGCGAAGUGUGGGACAAAAUAUUUGUUGCCCUGGUUGGUGUCCGUCCAGAUGGUGCCAAUCGGGCCUGCAUCGUCGAUAUCUGCCAGAUUGUCACGGAGCUUCCGACGCACAAUGAACCCAGCUUUUCCGACGCCAAAACACAAUUCGUGUACAGGAAGCACGUCGUCCCUUUUGAGCCGGCAGAGUUAUUGCGGGAUGUGGCGUUGUUGCCGAAGUUUGUGGGAUGGGCGUGCCGGAUAACUUUGGGCAGGGGUGACAUUGACACGCUGUGUGACACCAGCUGCCAGUUUGCCCGGUCCUUUCCCAUCGAUGAGGAGGAGAGGUCGUUCCAGUGCACCCGACUACAUUCACCUUCGGCCCCUACCGAUCACCGGGCGUUCUAUUGCGUGGAUGUGGACUUUCGGGUUUUUGCCCGGGUGGACACGGGGACGGUGUCGUUCGUCUGCGCCGAAGUGCACGGUGAUGCAUUCGGACGCAGUAAGUUCUGGACGGCGGAUGCCCUGAAAGAAGCCUGCCUGGAAUGCCUCACGGCGCAGAAGCCGAGGAUAAGGCCGGGUAUUAACAGUGAGGCGGAUAUAAUGGGGACCGUGCAACCUGAUGAGGAAGCAGUGCACAUUAAUGAUCUCCCAUAUCCGAUUUUGGGGCACAUUUUGCUGCAUUUCGAUGUGGUAACUCAAUUACGGCUAAAUCGGGUAUGCGCGCUCUGGUCGCUGCUGUUGGGAGAGUACGCUGCGAGCCAGCGGCAGAUUAUUCUCACCAUACCACGACUGCUCGCUGGAAAACCUGUGCAACACGAAAUCAACGCUGAAUGCCAGUUUCACACAUACCAAGUCGUGUCGCUACUGGACCGAAGCCUGACCGUAUCGAUACACACCGUGGUACUGCUGGACGACCAGGGACAUUCUGCUACGAUCUCAAAAGCAGAUUUGUCAGACUUCGAGAGGCAGCUAAAUUUUGAUCGGAGGAGAGAGUGCCGGAACAUGGUGCGGCUGAUCCGGCACAUACUCGGCGCCAAAGAUCGUCGUGUGCCAUUACUCGUCAUCAAAAACACCGGUGAUCUUCCGGAAGCGCUCUCGGCUUUGAUGGAUACUGGACGUAUGCCCGGAGAGGAGGCUUCGCGGUACGAAUGCCGCGGCCUUCGUCAGUGGAUGACAGUGUGCCGGCAGCUACUGCUGGUCGACUACAACGCAGCCAUUCCAACGGGUUCUGGCAAUUCCUUAAUGGACCAGCUGUUCUUCUUCGCUCCCGCCGACCUGGCAUGGCUGGACGACAGCGGUCAGAGGGCGGGCGACAUGGUUAAGGCACGCGGCGCACAUCUGCAGAUUCGUAUUCCGUUCCUGCGUUUCCACUGCACCGAGACGGCCGCUGAACAGUCCCAGCGCUUUAUCACGGCGGUCAAUGACAACUGCCCGCCUGUCAGUCAGACCAUGACUGAAAAGGUCACGGGGAUGUUACUUCGCUGGGUGCGGUCGCUGGCCUAUCCCGACCAAUGGACCGGUAUCCGCAUAUUCCUCAAUCUGUUCAGCAGUGUUGGACCCGAUGGCCUUCCUCAGCCGUGGGAUGGCGCUGACUUGCGGCAACUGAAUGCGGCGGUUCUCAGUCGCUUAGCCAUGCACAUUCUGGAUGAAUUCUUCCCCGACUGAUCCAGCCGAAUGCAGAAGAAACGUGGGGAUAUUAAACCGCAUUCACUUUAAAAUAAAUUAACUGGUGUUCCUCUUCUUUAUGUACUAGUGCUGCAAUGGUCAGCAUAACAAACUUUCCAUGUUCAUCCGCUUUUAAUGGCCAGCCACUUCCCGUGUUCGGGCAAGUUCGAUGGUAGCCGUCAGUGUUACACGCUUACAGUAAAAGAACAGACCAUAGGGUCUCUACGUAGAGCCCUUGCAG
Messenger RNA from Paramacrobiotus metropolitanus, 2570 nucleotides. RefSeq lists its product as uncharacterized. The transcript has 4 exons. The record is from RefSeq and is a predicted model, not a curated record. NCBI's taxonomy places the organism in Eukaryota, Metazoa, Tardigrada, Eutardigrada, Parachela, Macrobiotidae. Gene Ontology annotation, molecular function: protein binding. The coding region runs from base 377 to 2329 and encodes 650 amino acids.